Molecule: messenger RNA, 251 nt
Organism: Drosophila mojavensis
Lineage: Eukaryota; Metazoa; Arthropoda; Insecta; Diptera; Drosophilidae
Gene: sloth2
Product: protein BRAWNIN
Exons: 1
Coding region: 1-177 (58 amino acids)
Biological process (GO): mitochondrial respiratory chain complex III assembly
Source: RefSeq, a predicted model, not a curated record
AUGCCCGCCGGAGUCUCGUGGGGCCAAUACAUGAAGUUCUUGGGCAGCGCAAUGCUGGCCAUGAUGGCCGGCUCCCAGGCAGUGCAUAUGUACUUUAAGCCCCUGGACGAUUUGCCCGUGUACAUAGAGAAGGAGAAACAACAACUACAGAAGGAGCACGGCACAGUUAAUAGUUAGCUUUAAAUAUAAAUAUAAUAUAUUUCUUGUUCUAUCUGUACUAUACAACUAAAGAGAGAACUUAUGUGAAUUAA